Molecule: messenger RNA, 1560 nt
Organism: Camellia sinensis
Lineage: Eukaryota; Viridiplantae; Streptophyta; Magnoliopsida; Ericales; Theaceae
Molecular function (GO): nucleic acid binding; RNA-DNA hybrid ribonuclease activity
Source: RefSeq, a predicted model, not a curated record
GUAGACAAAUAAAAGAUGACACAUGGACAAAUAUAUAACAUGUGGGUAGAUAAGUGACAUACACAAAUAAGUAGGCGGAGAACAAAUAAAUUAAGAUAAUAUAACAUUUCAAAUUAUUAUUCUCCUUUUAACCUUAAAAUAAUAGAAUUUGAAACUAUUGUUUCAAAAAUUUUAAUUUUUGAUCUGGAACCAUUUCAAAUUUGAUCACAGUAGGAUCCGAAGUAUACUCUUGGGAUUAGCUUUUGAACCUCUCCCAAACUACCCCUCCACGAAUUCUAUGAAGAUUUUGAUCUGGAACUGUCGCAGGACAGGAAACAAUACCUUCAAGCGUAACUUAAGGGAGCUCCUUCGAGCCCACAAACCUGAAAUUCUUGUCCUUAUGGAAACGAAAGUAACCUUUAGUUCCUUUGGGAAUUUUUUCAACAACUUGGGCUUUUCAGCUUCCACUGUGGUAGAUCCAAUAGGCAGAAUGGGGGAAAUCUGGCUGCUAUGGGAUACAGCUCAUGUCAAUGUCCAUACUUCCUCUGUCUCUAACCAAUAUAUCCAUGCCACCAUCCAUAAGGAAGACUAUGAAGAAUGGGUAUUAUCUGCAGUUUAUGCUAGUCCCAACCCUGUAACAAGAGAAAUUUUUUGGGAGGAGCUGGAAAGGACAGCUACCAACAUGAACCAGGCCUGGCUAGUUGCUGGAGAUUUCAACAAUUUCACUGAUCACAGUGAAAGAAGGAGCUUUACACCCAACCACAACUUUACCAGAGCACAGAGGUUUAGAGAACGAAUAAACAACUGCAACCUCAUUGACCUGGGAAGUGUAGGUCCUAGACUUACCUGGACUAACAACAGACAAGGUCUGGCCAACACUAUGGAGCGCUUGGAUAGAGCAAUGAGUAAUGCACAAUGGCGAACACUCUUUUUUCUUGAAGGCACUGUAAGGACUCUCCCUCGCACAUACUCAGACCACUCCCCUCUAGUGGUUUUCACUCAAGGUAAACUCAAACUUAACACUGAUGGUUGCUCCAGAGGUGACCCAGGACAGUCUCACUAUGGAGGGCUACUAAGGGAUGAAGUGGGCUCAUGGGUGUGGGGCUUCCAGGGCUACUUAGGGCAUUGCACCAGCUUGGAGGUAGAAAUUUGGGGAAUCUAUAGAGGUUUGACUAUCAUCAUGCAAAAAGGGAUGUCCAACAUCACCAUUGAAAGAGAUUUCCAAGCUGCCAUGGACCUGAUCAGAGAUGGUGCUGCAAGCUCAUCACCCUUUCGAGCCAUUGUAGAAGAUGCAAACUUCUUUCUCAAUAGAUGUCAGUGCUCCAUUCAGCAUGUACCCCGAGAAGGCAACCAGAGUGCUAAUGCCUUGGCAAAUCUUGAAGCCAAUCAACAAGAACAUCUGAUCUACCUGGAGGAUCCACCUAGCUCCAUACUUUCUCUUCUUAUUACUGAUAUGGUGCAUGCUUCUGUAAACUCUAGAAGGGAUUGAUAUAUCCCUGGACUAUUUUGUAUGCAACUUUGGUUGUUUUUUCCUAUGAAUCAAAAAAAAAAAAAAAACAACAUUAGCAUAAACUUGUGCGA